Molecule: messenger RNA, 4404 nt
Organism: Saccharomycodes ludwigii
Lineage: Eukaryota; Fungi; Ascomycota; Saccharomycetes; Saccharomycodales; Saccharomycodaceae
Gene: BEM3
Product: GTPase-activating protein BEM3
Exons: 1
Coding region: 1-4404 (1467 amino acids)
Biological process (GO): regulation of GTPase activity; signal transduction
Cellular component (GO): cytoplasm
Source: RefSeq, a predicted model, not a curated record
AUGUGCAGCAAUAGUAAUGUCGAUAACAACGAUAAUGUAAUAGGAGCGGAAACUGCCACUACUUCACAAACUUUAGAACUAUUAAACCAGUACGAUAAAGAUAUAGAACAAAAGAAUAAACUAUUAGGACUAGUCAAUGUUACUGAUAAUGAAAAUAACAAUACCACUAAAAAUUUAAAAAAAUUAUCCUAUGAAGAACUGGUACAUGAAAAUUUCAAUUUGAAAUUAUUACUUAGGGAACAUACUAUGGAAAUUGAUAGUUUAAAGAAAACCAUCGAACUAUUAACAAAGUCAAAAGGUAGUUCCAAUGAUAACACCUUGCUCAGUCAAUUACAAAAGCAACAAACAUUAACUAUGACUCCUCCUCCAAGGUCUACUAAUAGAAAUAAAAAUAAUUUGUCUUUGAGUAUAAAUAGUAAUAAAAGUAAAAAUAAACCCGCACAAACACCAGAGUCUAUCUCCAGCGACAAUGAAUCAUUUACAGCUACACCAUUGGACAAAGUUACUCUCGAAUAUCAUAAUAAUAACAAUAUAAAAGCGCAUACGAACACCCAAACAUUAAUAACAAAUAAUACUUCAUCUUUUCAGGGGAAACCAGCUACUUCUGCCGCUUACACUAGUUCUAGAAUUACAAUUCAAUCACCACUUACUGUUGAAAAUGAAAAAUCUGAUAAUGUUACCAAUUAUAAUCCUAAAAAUAAUACAUUACAUAACCCAUUAGAACAAGCCCAUACAUCCAGGAUAACUACGGACACCUCUUCAACCAAACCAACAACGUUAGCAUUGGAAAAUAAUGAAAAUAAUUCUAGCAUACAUAACCGUCACUUACUAUCACCUUCUUCUCCUAAUAAAAGCAAUAGGUUUGCCUUUGUAGUUGACGAGCAUCUACGUUCUCCCUUAAAAUAUAGUGAUAAUAACAACAGUGACGACAGCGAUUUCGGAGAGAAAAUUACUGGUAUUGAUAAUAGUGCUCACCACGAUGAUUGUGCUUACUAUACCGAAGCACAGUCGCCUUCUAAAGAAGGCGUAUCAGCUUAUGAUUUAUCGUUAAAACCUUUUAGACAAAUAAUAAGUAGCAACAACAAUACGAACCAGAAAAAUGAUAUAAAACAAAAGGCUGAACAUGAGGAUAAAAAAUCUAAAAAUCCAGGCAUAUCUUUAAUAAUAGCUUCGGAAAACCAGAGUUUACAUGAACAAAGUUUGGAAGAACGAUUAGAAGAUAGUAGUGUUAAUACUAACAAUUUGGAGCCAUUUCCUGGCCACGAUUAUACUGAAACAUUCAACAAAACCACCAAUGGGUUUCUUUCAAUUGCUUAUAAUGAUAAAAACACUUCCAUUCUAAAUAGACAAAAACAUUCUUUAUCUGCUACAGCUUUAAUACAGCCGAAUAAUGUAUUUAAUGGUAUUGACGAUAUUCAGAAUAUGGAGCCUAAUGACCAUAAUACUACAUCUAAUGCCUUAGGUUCACCUGUACUGAUUAAUAAGCCAAGUGUACAAAGUUUAGACAGAUUAGAUCAUGAUACCCACCGCUAUAAUCAAAAUACUGAUCCGGAUACUCAUAAAUAUGCUAUACCUAACAACGUUAUAUCAGCCAAAUCAAUUGCCAAUCAGUUGUUAACUGCUGGUAAUAAGUUAUCCAGUUCUUAUCCGGUUAAAACACCACAAAGUGUUAAAACACCACAAAGUGUGGAAACGUUUAGCACGGAUGAUAAAUCAUUGAAACAACAGCGGCAAAUAGAUAAUGGCGAUACAUCAGCAAGCGUUAUCAGUAAACAAGGAAGUAUAAAAUCCAAUAUACCGCUUUUUGUUAAACCAUCUGAAUUUCAUACGGUUAAAUUAAUAAUUAUAAGUACCAUCUAUAGAGCCACUCACAGUGGUGCCGGAACCUUAACUUCUUCAACGACAAAUACAAGCAGCAACGAUGAUUAUUGUAGUAUUCUAUUUAGUGUAGUAGAUAAUGAAUCUAAUAAAGAGAUAUUCAGAUUCUAUAAGAGUAUUGAUCAAAUAUAUGAGUUGUCUGAUAAAUGGUUCAAGCCAUAUAUGGAUAUUUUAUCUUUACCUCCAUUACCUGAAAAGCAGUUAUUUAAAAUAAAUUUGGUUGUCCCCAAGAAAGUUUGUGAGAGAAAGGAGAAACUAACGGAUUAUUUUUUAAGUUUGCUCGCCAUACCAUCUUUACCUCGUAUUCCAGGUUUGAAGUUAGCUGAGUUUAUGAGUACCGAUACGGUAACCGAUGUAUUGGGCAUGACUGCAGAUUCUUCAUUAAAAGAGGGCUGGUUAUUAUUUAGAAAAAAUAAAACAUUGAGUUCUAGUGGGAAUUGGAAAAUAAGAUAUGGGGUGAUGAAUGAUGAUGGCCAGAUACUAAAAUUGUAUGAUUACAAUAACCUGAGUGAACAAAUUAAAUUGAGUCAUUCCCACAUUGAAAUUCAACCGAAUUUCCCAGAUGAAAAGUAUGGCACGGUUAACGGCUUUGUCAUUAAUGAACCUAAAAAAUCGGGCUUGACUUCUAACAAUAGGUAUUAUUUUAGUACGGAAACAAGGAAAGAAAGAGAAAAUUGGAUAACAGUUUUAAGCAAGUAUACUGAAUUACCCAAAGUCUUGGAUCCAGGUCCAUCAAUUUUGCCUACCCCAAUGGCUUCUUUAGCAGUUAGUAGCAAUAACAUACGUAAAGAUGAUAGUACUAGUAGCAUCAAUAACAAUCGUACUACACCUACGACAAUGAGAAGUAAUAAUACCAAUUCUAGCGCUAUUACAAGUAACCCUGUGGCUGCAGGUGUAAAUGGUCUCAAAAACAGAUUUAGAAGCGGAUCCUUAUCUGCAUUGGCGAAGAGACGUGAAAUUGCCUAUGAAGAAACAUCUAUAGUAUCAACUAGCAGCGGUGUUCAUAAUAAUUCUGGUACCGUAACCAAUACCACAUUUUCUUCUGUUUCUACCGAUGAUAGCAAAACAAGUGAAACAAUUAUUCCAAAGAUUAUAAGUUCCAGUUACCCCGAUUUAUCAGAUUCUCAAAUUACUGCUAGCUCAGCUAAUACAUCUAAUUCCAACUCUAUUACAACAACCCCUAUUAAUGCUGCAAACUCUUCCUCGGUGAGCACGACAACUACAAGUGUUAAUUCGCCAUCCGAUCGUGAUGUUAAGCGUAACAGAAUAAGAAGCUUUUUCCCUUUCAAAAAAGUUAUCACGCCAGAACCACAACAAUUGCAUCAACAGCUUACUGGCAAUCCUUCUAUUGGUACAUCGAGUAUACAUACUAAUGAUAACGUUGAAAAUACUGACAAUGGUGCCAAUCUAUAUGUUAUACCUACAUCACCACAACCAUCUAAUAUUAGUGUUGACUCAAGUUCUUUGAUGAAUGGUAUAAUUACCCCUGUUACGAAGUUAGAUAGUAAUAUGUCCACAACAACAACAACAACAGCAACAACAAAUAACAACAACAACAACACCAAUAGUAAUCAUAGCCAUGGCAGCACCACUACUAUUAAUGGUAGUUUGACUGUUAAUAAUAUAAUUUCAACCAGCACAACACCGUUGAAAAAGAGAGAAAAUAUUGUUCCCAAAUCGGAAUUAACGUCACCAUCACACUCGCCUUUACAUAAUAAACAUGGAUUGCCAUAUCACAAUAGCAACGAUAAUAACAGUGGUUCAGCUUCUAGUAAUAUUAAUCAAGUUUUAAAAUCGAUGAACCUAGAUUCUUCUUCAAACUCGUCACUGACUUCAAAUACAUUAAAUACUGCAAAAUCUAAUAUUUUUGGUACAGAUUUGUCUUUAACUUUAAAACAGUCAUCCCACACAUACCAAAAGGAAUAUGUUAUUCCAUCGGUUGUAUAUAGAUGUUUAGAGUAUCUGUACAAACAUAAUGCGUUAGAAGCAGAAGGUAUUUUCAGAAUAAGCGGAUCCUCCCUGUCUAUCAAACAAUUGGAGGAGAUUUUUGAUCGCCAACAUGAUAUGAAUUUGUGUGAGCAGGGUGAAAUAAGUGAAAAUAAUGUACAUGUUGACAUUAAUGUUGUUACUGGUUUACUUAAGUUAUUUUUUAGGAAAUUGCCACAUUAUAUCUUUGGUGAUGAAAAUUUUGAAUAUUUUAAAACGGUUAUAGAUAAACAUGGGAUGGAUAAUGCUAAGGACGUCGCAAUUAAAUACAGAGAUAUUGUUCGGGAGCGGGUAUUGAAGGAAAAUUUCGAUUUAAUGAAUGUUUUAUUUGAAUUACUAGUUAAUAUUUGUCAGCAUAGUAAAAUUAAUAAGAUGAACUUAAGGAAUUUAUGCAUUGUUUUUUCGCCAACUUUGAAUAUACCAGUUAAUAUGUUACAACCAUUUAUUGUUGAUUAUUCAUGUAUCUUUCAAAACAAAGAACCUAUAGAAAAUUCCGAAAGAGAAAAGUUGGAAUUAAAUAUUCCACAAUUCCCACUUUAA